UUCAAAAUAGGAAAGGUCCAAAUCCAAAAUCUCACCCGCAAAGCUGCCCCCAGGACCAUGGAAACUACCCCUCAUAGGAAACAUGCACCAACUUGUUGGCUCACUACCCCAUCACACCCUGAAACGCUUGGCCAGCAAAUAUGGACCUUUCAUGCACCUAGAACUUGGUGAAGUUUCUGCCCUCGUAGUUUCUUCACCAGAAAUUGCCAGAGAGGUUAUGAAAACCCAUGAUACUAUUUUUGCUCAAAGGCCUCCUCUUCUUUCUUCUACUAUCAUAAAUUAUAACGCUACAAGUAUUUCUUUUUCUCCUUAUGGUGACUACUGGAGACAACUUCGAAAAAUUUGUACCAUUGAACUUUUGAGUGCAAAGCGCGUCAAGUCAUUCCAAUCGAUUCGAGAAUAGGAGGUUUCAAAACUCAUCUGGAGCAUCUCUUUGAAUGCAGGAUCACCAAUCAAUCUUAGCGAAAAAAUUUUCUCUUUGACAUAUGGCAUAACAUCAAGGUCAGCUUUUGGCAAAAAAUUCAGAGGCCAGGAUGCAUUUGUAUCAGCUAUCUUGGAAGCUGUGGAGCUGUCAGCAGGUUUCUGUGUUGCAGAUAUGUACCCUUCGCUUAAAUGGCUUCACUAUAUCAGUGGAAUGAAGCCUAAACUUGAGAAAGUGCACCAGAAAAUUGAUAGGAUACUUAACAAUAUUAUUGAUGACCACAGGAAGAGGAAGACAACAACAAAAGCGGGGCAACCCGAAACCCAGGAAGAUCUAGUUGAUGUUCUUUUAAACCUUCAGGAGCAUGGGGACCUUGGAAUUCCCUUAACUGACGGCAACGUCAAAGCAGUCCUAUUGGACAUUUUCAGUGGUGGUGGUGAGACGUCGUCAACGGCUGUGGUGUGGGCGAUGGCAGAAAUGCUGAAAUCCCCAAUAGUAAUGGAAAAGGCUCAAGCUGAGGUUAGACGGGUCUUUGAUGGAAAAAGGGACAUCAAUGAAACAGGCAUUCAUGAAUUAAAAUACUUGAAUUCAGUAGUAAAAGAAACCUUGAGGCUACACCCUUCUGUUCCUUUGUUGCUUCCAAGAGAAUGCAGGGAAAGGUGCGUGAUUAAUGGAUACGAGAUACCUGAAAACACUAAAGUCAUCAUUAAUGCAUGGGCAAUUGCUCAAGAUCCUGAUCAUUGGUUUGAACCCAAUAAAUUUUUUCCUGAGAGGUUCCUGGAUAGUUCGAUUGAUUUCAAGGGUACUGAUUUUAAAUAUAUCCCAUUUGGUGCUGGAAGGAGGAUGUGCCCAGGCAUUUUGUUUGCUAUACCUAAUGUUGAACUGCCACUUGCAAAUUUGCUCUACCAUUUUGACUGGAAACUUCCGGAUGGAAUGAAGCAUGAGGAUCUAGACAUGACUGAGGAAUUUGGGUUGACCAUUAGAAGAAAAGAAGAUCUGAACCUAAUUCCCAUUCCAUAUGAUCCUUUUCUUGUUCUGUGAUCUCACUACCAGGAAGAGGUAUUACGACAAUGUUUGUAUGAUGUUUACAAUGCGAUAGAAAUCGCCAUAAGAGUAAGGAGGAUAAGCAGAAUGUAUUGUCUGUGACAAACUUGUACCUCUAAGUAAAUGAGAUGUUUGUAUAAAUUUCUCUUUUUCUG
Messenger RNA from Vitis vinifera (wine grape), 1620 nucleotides. RefSeq names its product cytochrome P450 71D10. The transcript is spliced from 2 exons. The record is from RefSeq and is a predicted model, not a curated record. Gene Ontology annotation, molecular function: iron ion binding; heme binding; oxidoreductase activity, acting on paired donors, with incorporation or reduction of molecular oxygen. Lineage: Eukaryota; Viridiplantae; Streptophyta; Magnoliopsida; Vitales; Vitaceae.